Molecule: messenger RNA, 5031 nt
Organism: Mirounga angustirostris (Northern elephant seal)
Lineage: Eukaryota; Metazoa; Chordata; Mammalia; Carnivora; Phocidae
Gene: NOX1
Product: NADPH oxidase 1
Exons: 13
Biological process (GO): defense response; superoxide anion generation
Cellular component (GO): NADPH oxidase complex; plasma membrane
Molecular function (GO): superoxide-generating NAD(P)H oxidase activity
Source: RefSeq, a predicted model, not a curated record
GAUGAAAGAAUAUUCUCACUCAAGAAGAUUGCUAUUUCCUGAAGGGAUAAAACCCCACCAGGGAAAACCCCUGUGGUUGUCAUAGGUAGGGCUGGUCUCCUCAAGCUGAUAACAUAGUUCCGACCAGAGGAGGAAGGCUGAAUGCACUUACUUCAUUGCUUGAAGCUUUCUGGGUAAUUGUGCAUCUUUCAUAUCUUAAAGACUCACAUACUCUGAGCUAGACAGAGGUCCCAACCCUGAAGAACCUCUCCAGAAUCCAGGUUGCUGAAUCUUCCCUGCUGCCUAGAGAGAAUCCAAACCACCUUUUGGCAAUGGGCAACUGGGUGGUUAACCACUGGUUCUCAGUUUUGUUUCUGGCUACUUGGUUGGGGCUGAAUGUUUUCCUCUUUGUGCAUGCCUUCCUGUCAUAUGAGAAAGCCGAUAAGUACUACUACACAAGAGAAAUCCUGGGUUCGGCAUUGGCCUGGGCCCGAGCCUCUGCUUGCUGCCUGAAUUUUAACAGCAUGCUGAUCUUGCUUCCUGUGUGUCGAAAUCUGCUGUCCUUCCUGAGGGGCACCUGCUCAUUCUGCAGGUGCACCCUGAGAAAGCAACUGGAUCACAACCUCACCUUCCACAAGCUAGUAGCAUAUAUGAUCUGCCUACACACAGCUAUUCACAUCAUUGCACACCUGUUCAACUUUGAACACUACAGCAGAAGCCGACAGGACACAGAUGGAUCCCUUGCCUCCAUUCUCUCCACCCUAUCUCAUCAAGAGAAAGGGGAAGGUUCGUGGCUAAAUCCUAUCCAGUCCCCAAACAUGACAGUGGAGUAUCUGACAUUUACCAGCAUUGCUGGUCUCACCGGAGUGAUCAUCACAAUAGCUCUGGUUCUCGUGGUGACUUCAGCUAUGGAGUUCAUCCAGAGGAGUUAUUUUGAGGUCUUCUGGUACACACACCAUAUUUUUAUCAUCUACUUCAUUGGUUUAGGGAUUCACGGCAUUGGUGGAAUUGUCCGGGGUCAAACAGAAGAGAGCCUGAAUGAGAGUCAUCCUCACAGGUGUGCAGAAUCUUUCAAGCACUGGGAUGAUCAUGACUCCCACUGCAAGCAUCCCUGAUUUGAAGGGCUCCCCGCUGAGUCUUGCAAGUGGAUCCUUGCACCAGGGGUUCUUCAUAUCUUUGAACGGAUUCUCCGAUUUUACCGCUCGCAGCAGAAGGUCGUGAUUACCAAGGUUGUCAUGCACCCAUCCAAAGUUCUGGAAUUGCAGAUGAACAAGCGUGGCUUCCGCAUGGAAGUGGGACAGUAUAUUUUUGUUAAUUGUCCCUCCAUCUCUUAUUUGGAGUGGCAUCCCUUUACUCUGACCUCUGCUCCAGAGGAAGACUUCUUCUCUAUUCAUAUCAGAGCGGCGGGGGACUGGACAGAAAAUCUCAUCAGGGCUUUUGAGCAGCAGCAGUCACCCAUUCCCAGGACUGAGGUGGAUGGUCCCUUUGGCACUGUCAGUGAAGAUGUCUUCCAAUAUGAAGUGGCUGUGUUGGUUGGAGCAGGAAUUGGGGUCACCCCCUUUGCUUCCAUCUUAAAAUCCAUCUGGUACAAAUUUCAGCGUGAAGAUCACAACCUUAAAACACAAACGAUCUAUUUCUACUGGAUCUGCAGGGAGACAGGUGCCUUUGCCUGGUUCAAUGACCUGUUGGCUUCUCUGGAACGUGAGAUGGAGGAAUUAGGCAAAGUGGAUUUUCUAAACUACCGUCUCUUCCUCACCGGAUGGGACAGCAACAUAGCCGGUCACGCCGCAUUAAACUUUGACAAGGCCACUGACAUCCUGACAGGUCUGAAACAGAAAACCUCCUUUGGGAGACCCAUGUGGGACAAUGAGUUUUCUACAAUAGCUAAUGCCCACCCCAGGUCUGUGGUGGGAGUCUUCCUAUGUGGUCCUCAGACCCUGGCAAAGAGCCUGAGCAAACGCUGUCACCAAUACUCCAGUCUGGAUCCCAGGAAGGUUCAAUUCUACUUCAACAAGGAAAACUUCUGAAUUACAGGAACGAGGAUGCUACUCUGCAUUUUAGUCUCUCCUCUGAAUCUCCCAACAACUUAGUCUGAUCAGGUUUGGGCAGCCCUUUAAGGACAGUAACAUGCCUCAGGCUCUGACUCCCUAGCCUCUCUUUUUUGAUUGGAUUCAACUUGGAUGUCACUGAUCUUCACGAGGCCACGAUAAUUGCAAAGGCCAUGGAUCCUUUCUUGGGAAAAGAACUGUAAAUCCUUCUGGAAUGCCAUGACUGCAACAAGGCCUGAGAGCCGAGGUGGUUGACAGCUACAUGACUUGACCCCAGGUGAUACUGAUUCCAAGUGUUACUUGGAAUCUCCCAGCCUUAGGUCAUAUUUUCCCCUCCCUCUGACCUUCAAAGAAAAUUUGUAAAUAGGGUGAUUUUCUUUAAAUAAAAAAUUUAUUGAAGAAUUAAUGACAAAACAUAAUCAUAAGCAUAAAUAAUAAAACAAUGAACAUAAAAUCACCAAGAACCCCAUCCCUAUAUAACACUAUGUACAUUCUUACUGUUAUUUAAAACAUGAUCUUAUCCAGUGUGAAUAGCAAUUUCUGCUUUACUUAUUUUUGCUUGUCAAGAAAUGAAGGAUUUUCCUCUUUGCUUAAUGAAUGAAUCUUAUUACUUAAUCUAGGUUCUCCAUUUGGGAAAGAAAAUCUUGAAACGAUGCUAAUUAUAAUUGAAAUUAUAAUUGAAAGUCAGAUAUAUUAUCAUUAGCUUACAUGGUUCUGUUGGAAAUAAUUGCAAAAACUUGAACUCCAUCUUAAGAUGACUUAGUCAACAGGGGCUCUUUAUCAUCAUUUUUACUAAGGUGGUUUACGAACGUUUCUUUUUUAAAAAAGAUAAUUUAAAACUUUGAUACCAUUUUUCCGGCUCUUCCCUAUUUAUUAAGGAAUCAUUCACCUAAUGACAUAAGCAAAAUGUCUUAUCUCCUAUCAAAAUGCUUUUUAUUUCUCCCAUCCACCUGGCUCUGGGAUGUUAGUAGACACUGUGAUCAGUAGAAGCGAAGACUGAGGGGCCCUUAAAAGAGAGGGGAAAAAAAACCCAUACUUCAUUGUGCCCAAAGACAAGUCAACUGAUUAAAUUUGUAAGACUGUUUCUACUAAAUUAGCAUUAUAGCACCUAUUUCUCUACCAUUAAGUGACCAAAAAUGAACAGAUGGUUGUUUCUAAUUAUCCAAAAAUCUGUAUGACUUGAAGGAUUAGUAAGAUCCAUUUUCAGUAACUAGUCUGAACAAAACAAAGGUGUCAUGAACUCACGGCAGCUAAUUGUGUUUCAUUUAUUAAUUGGACAUCAGAAAAAAUAGUAAUGGAUAUUUCCGUAGGAACAGAUUGGAAUAUCCCUGCUGUUGCUGAUUUCCUGGAUUUCAACAAUCUAAAUGAAAUUUAAUAAGGCUUUAGGAAAAUGCACAAUGGAACCUGGAUGAUUUGGUUCCUCUUAGACAACUGCUGACUACAUAAUUUGAUCUUCGUUGAUUUUGAUCUGGAAUCUUAGUGUUCCUUGAAACUUACAUAAUGAGUUCCUAAUGAGAAAGGCUUCACUCUCGGUUUCAAUGUCUAACUAUAUCAAUACUUUGAGAUAGGACUACUGCUAAAAUCAACAUGUUAAGGCCUAGAAUAUUCAUGGAAGUAGGCAGAAAAGGUAAUGAUAAUAAUAAAUCCUAUGUAUAAUCAACAUCCAAGCCUGAAUUGGGGAUGAGCAGGAGUCCCAGAAAGCUCCUCAGCUGUUUUGAGCGUUUUUCUUCCUAGGUUGUAAUAUGAAGUAGCUUAUUCAGCAAAUUUUUGUCGUAGUAAACGUUUAUAUAUCAGAAUAGAAAAUCCCUCAAUUUCAAUGUCUCUCAUAAAGUUGAUUAUCAUUGCAUUCUUUUGCUUGACAUGUAAGCAAUAUGCUAUUACAUUCUCUAAGCCUAUGGCAGGCUUUUAAUUCACUUGACCAUAAUCCUCACCCAGAGGGUAGGAUUCUGAGAAUAUAAAUAGGUUCAAAGAAUAGUUCCAGUGGAACUUUACUAAUUAUUAAGGCAUCUCUUAACCUCUUGAGGUUGGCCUGAUGGGAGAGAAAUCAUGUUCCUCCUUAAUGCCACUAUGAGAGAGAGAAUACUAGGUAGGAGGAGCCAUAGGUCAGAGCGAGUGGCACUAAUUACUGUCAUAUCCAUCUGUAAGGAAGCAGGCAGGGGCAGGCCUAAUGGGCAAUCUGACUGCUUGUGAUCUACACUUGGUCCUCUUAAAAUAAAUGAGAAGAAUGUAAAAGUUUUAGGGUUUUCUAUGUUUUAAUUUCCCAAAAUAAAUUUGGUUAUGGGGGAAGGCUAUAAGUUAGUGAUUAUCUAGAAGGCAGAAUGAAAUGUAUUUUGUUCCUUUGAUUUCUAUUUAGUUUUUACUUCAUCUUGAACAUGUGAAAAGUUAGUGGCUUCUUUAACUUUUAAGGUUGACUACCAAGACUGAAGAGUUUUAGAACAGACAGGUAAAUGUUAACAGUCUCCUGUGUUGCUGACACACUUGAACCAGUGCCAAUAUAACAUUUUUGUCUUAGCUCUGAAAUAUGCAUGUGAAUAAACCUGCUAUUGAUAAAAAAAAGUGCAUUUUGAUCAUUAGAUUUUCCUAAACUAAAUACACUGCUCUGCUAGGCUCUUUGCUUUGUUGGCCUUCUGACCAUUUAAUAGCUCUAAGCAGGGGCUAUUUUCUCCCAGUAAACUCAGAAGUUCUAGCAAGUUCUCAAAGGGCAAAUAUUAUUCCUGCUGGAAGCAAACAAAGCAAAAACUAAGUUCCAGAAAACAUUGCUUCUGAGAAAUUCUCAAAUAUCACCAAGAAGAAUAAGUGGUUAACUUAAAGGAAAAACAGAACUAUGGCAAUAUAACAUUAAAGUACAAUACUGCGGUAAGGGUUGAAAACACAUCUAAGGUUUCACCCUUGGUGUUCAGCCUUUUAAAAGCAAAAAGGUCGUGUAUAUCAAUUUGCAGUAUACUAAAAUUGUGUUCAAAGUUUAUUUCAAGUCACAGAAAAUAUACAAACUAAGACAACAGAA